CGCACCGUUGCCGGGCAACGCGCGGCACAGGCUGCGGGCUGAGCAGGCUGUGGGUAUCUCCCGGCCGGGCGCCGGGAGGCGCGUCACGGUGGCGAAGGUGGGUGUGCGCCUUGCGGGCCUCUGGGAGCCCAGGAUCCCCUUCUCCCGGACCUCGGACCCGGUCCCGGACUCCCGCCUGGGACGAGAUCCCCGAGCUCCGUUCCCUCAGCCAGCGUCCUCGCAGACCCAGUUCUGCGGCCCGUCCACUAGGACGCACGUCUACCCACAGGCCUUCCUUCGCCUCUACUUGUUUGGGCCUAGGACACGCCCCCGUGCAGGACUGACCACCCACGAGUGCCAGGAGGGGUCGACUCCACAGAGGCACGUGAACACUCCCAGGAAGCCCUGGGCAACUCCAGCUCAGCAGCUGCAUGUCUUCUGAGCAGCUUUCCUUCGGGUCGGCUGGCCUGGCCAUACCAAGAUGCAAGGCGGGCAGGAGGUGAGGAGAGAAUCAGCGAGUGACCUCGUACAGGACCCUGGAGAGGGGUCCCUCCACCAAACAGCUGGAGAACAGAGUGGUGACGAUUUGGAACGGAGGAGACUCUGUUGCGAUGGUCCCCUGACUCUGCUUGACGCCAAAGCUAGCGGCUUCAGGCUGGAAGAGGGUCUUCCCACCUGCACACUCAGCUGUCUGCACCCAGGGGAGCUCAGCGGCGGGUGGGGAGAGUUCGAAGGCUUCAGGGAGUCUUCAGCUAAGUCUGAGCAGUUUGCUCAGUCCUUUGAACUCCUAGGGAGAGCCGCAGAACACCAGUCGCUGAAAACCCCUUCAAUCCCAAAAGAGCAUGGUUCUUACCAGAUGCAGCGAGGUGGACCCUGGGUGACAGGAACUGCUGCUGACCCAUCUUCUGAGUCCAUCCUCAGCUAUGAGAAGGUUUUUAGGUUUGCGUUUCAAGAAGUCCCAGUGGAACGGACAACUGAAGACAUUUGUUCUCUAGACCAUUUCUUAGAAAUCAGCAGUGAAGAAAAUGGUGGCCUUGCAUCUGUGCCUAGACUGUGUUCUGAAUCUAGGAAACUCUGGAGAGCCCUUCAGAACACUGACACUGUGUCCACUACACUGCGUCUCUGGAGCGAAUCUCACUGUCGGGAAAAGCUCCUUCCUGUCCUUGGUGUAGAUGCUGCUCAGAAGAGCCUUUCUGGAGACCAGGGUCAUGUUCUGGAAGGUUCUGAUCUCAGAAAGCCUGAAGAGCUGCUUGCAGUCAGCAGCUUCCACCUACACCACUGCAAAGCCCUGAUUCAGACCAAGCUCUCAGGGACGUCUGGCAGCAGACAGGGCAGGCUGAUCACCUACAGCCUGUUUCUGAAGACACCACUACAAGGACGUGGACACUACAUCACCAUUCCACAAGAAAGGUCUUUACUCCACGUAACCUAAAAGUGGCACUCUUUAAUAACAGUGUUUGCUAAAAGCAGGAGUACUUUGUACCUUUAUGAAAUAUUUUACAUUCUCACUGGUUUUAGUACUAGAGUCUGAGAACUAUUCUGUGGCACUGUUUCCCAGGUCCUCUGUCAACCUACUCUAUACCUCAAGCACUCAGAUCUCAUGGGGUGCAGAGGGAAUGUCCUAGGGCCGAGCCAGUCUCCAGAGAGUUUCUGGGGACACUGUAGAUGGGUACCAGGAGCCUGGUGACCCCCGCCUGAAUCAUACUAGGACCCAUGAGUUCAGGAAGCAGGAGACAGCUGCUGAUCACUUGCAGGAACCCACCCUGGUCCUGGCUCCCCUGAGAUGCUAAUGCAUAUCCCUGUGCUGGAUCCCUCCCUCACCCAGCAGCCUCGAGACAAGCUCUUCUGAGUGGAAGGGUGGGUGGGAGAACACACUGAGUGUCCCAGGAGGACAGCUGGGUGAGCACCUGCUGAGACAACUGUUUUCUUCUAGGGGCAGACACAAGCAGGCAACACUGAAUUUUGUAAACUUUUAUUAAAAAGAAGACUGUGUAA
Messenger RNA from Myodes glareolus (Bank vole), 1974 nucleotides. RefSeq names its product clathrin binding box of aftiphilin containing 1 (gene Clba1). NCBI's taxonomy places the organism in Eukaryota, Metazoa, Chordata, Mammalia, Rodentia, Cricetidae. Gene Ontology annotation, cellular component: AP-1 adaptor complex; trans-Golgi network membrane. Gene Ontology annotation, biological process: intracellular transport. The record is from RefSeq and is a predicted model, not a curated record. Gene Ontology annotation, molecular function: clathrin binding.